GCGGACCCAGUCCAAGAUGGCGGCGCCCAGCGGCGGGAGGAGCUGUGGCGGCGCGAGCAUGUGGGCCGCGCUGCUCCUGGCGGCCGUGGCGCUGGGGCCGGCUGAGGCGGCGUCCGAGCCCACGACGGUGGCCUUUGACGUGGCGCCCAGCGGCGGGAGGAGCUGUGGCGGCGCGAGCAUGUGGGCCGCGCUGCUCCUGGCGGCCGUGGCGCUGGGGCCGGCUGAGGCGGCGUCCGAGCCCACGACGGUGGCCUUUGACGUGGCGCCCAGCGGCGGGAGGAGCUGUGGCGGCGCGAGCAUGUGGGCCGCGCUGCUCCUGGCGGCCGUGGCGCUGGGGCCGGCUGAGGCGGCGUCCGAGCCCACGACGGUGGCCUUUGACGUGCGGCCCGGCGGCGUCGUGCACUCCUUCUCCCAGGACGUGGGCCCGGGGGGCAAGUACACUUGUGUGUUCACCUACGCUUCUCAAGGAGGGACCAAUGAGAGGUGGCAGAUGAGUCUGGGGACCAGCGAAGACAACCAGCACUUCACCUGCACCAUCUGGAGGCCCCAGGGCAAGUCCUAUCUCUACUUCACACAGUUCCGGGCAGAGGUGCGGGGCGCCGAGAUCGAGUAUGGCAUGGCCUACUCGCAAGCCGCGUUUGAAAGGGAGAGCGACGUUCCCCUGAAAAGUGAGGAAUUCGAAGUGACCAAAACGGCAGUGUCCCACAGGCCCGGGGCCUUCAAGGCCGAGCUGUCCAAGCUGGUGAUUGUGGCCAGGGCGUCCCGCAGCGAGCUGUGACCAGCGGCCCCGGCGAGGGCGACGGUUCCUAGUCUCUGCUGACAGAGCCGGGCCGCGGGGGCUGGCGCCUCACUGGUUUUCUAGGGGGACUGUUGGUUUUCUGCCC
Messenger RNA from Ceratotherium simum simum (southern white rhinoceros), 884 nucleotides. RefSeq names its product myeloid derived growth factor (gene MYDGF). The record is from RefSeq and is a predicted model, not a curated record. Lineage: Eukaryota; Metazoa; Chordata; Mammalia; Perissodactyla; Rhinocerotidae. Gene Ontology annotation, biological process: positive regulation of endothelial cell proliferation; positive regulation of angiogenesis.